AGCUGUGAGCUCUACUGUGAGAGAAAGAGAGAGAGAUAAAUGAGAAGCUUUUGUUUUUUUUUUUUUUUCUCUUUCUCAGAGGAAGCGUAAGCUCUUAGCAAAAGCACUUCGAAAGGGAUACCCUAACGAUCUCCCCUUGCGAAAUCCCCACUCGCUUCCCCCAAAUGCUUCGAAACCCUCGAACCCUCCCCUCCCCGGAGCCUAGGGUUUGAUCCGAUCCCUCUCGUCGCGGCUCGAUCUCGCUCUCCGUCUACCCCUCCCCCCAGAUCGAAAGAAACGAGCCCGAUCCGGCGAUCCCUCGCGGAUCCCGGGGCGUGGAAUGGGAAUUUAAUGAGCGAUUACUUUUAGGUGCUAGGAUUGGAUUUAGGAGAGAUGCCGCCAUCGCCCGCAUUGAGGAUAUCUCCUGGGAGGGAGCAUAGAGCAGAGUCUGCGCACAAGAGGGGGCGGAGCUUCGAGAGCAGUUUGCCUCUAAAAGCCAAAGAUGAUGACCUCCUAUUGUUCGCAGAAAUGCAGAACAGAGAGAUGGAUAACUUCUUGCUUCAUACUUCGGAUGAUUUUGAGGACUCAAUAUCAAAAUUGAGAUACUUUUCAGAUUAUAAGCCAGUCACCACCGUUCCAGCUAAAGGAGAGAGCAGUGAUCUCCUCAAUGUAGAUGGUGAUAAAAAUGACUAUGAUUGGCUAUUAACUCCUCCUGAUACUCCACUUUUCCCUUCAUUGGAUGAUGAAGAACCUCAAAGGCUUAGUAUGGCCCCUAGGGGCAGGCCACAGAGUCAACCUAUAUCUAUCUCAAGGUCAUCCACGUUAGAGAAUACACGGACCCCUAGGACGAGUAGAGGCAGUGCCAGUCCACAUAGACUAAGCCCAUCUCCACGCUCUAGUAGUAGUGUAGUACAGUCGAGACCCUCUUCAGCUUCUCGCUCAAGCCCGCCUCCAGCUUUACGGUCAUCAACACCGUCACGAAGGCCUUCCCCUCCUCCAGCUAAGCUGUCAACUCCCCCAACAAGGUCCUCAACUCCCACACUUCGGAGAAUGAACAGUAUUUCAAGCAGCCAACCAUUUUCAUCUGGAAAAAGGGGAGUCUCGCCUGUAAAAGCUAGUCGUGGGAAUUCCGCUUCUCCAAAACUACGAGGAUGGCAAACAAGUCUUCCUGGUUUUUCCUCAGAAACACCACCAAACCUUCGAACUUCUUUAUCAGAUCGGUCAGUGUCGCGUUCUAGAGGUGUGUCGCCUGCAUCCACUGCUGGAGGUGAUUCAUAUUCUAAAUAUAGAAGGCAGUCAAUGUCACCAACUCCAUCUAGAAGUGCGAGCUCAUCACGUAGUCAUGAACGAGACCUUUUCAGCUUGUCUGGUAAGGCUUCUGUAACGUCUUCUGGAGAUGAUGAUGCAGACUCUAUGCUCUCAGUAAGUAUAGGGUUCUCCAGCAACCCUACCACAAGGAAGAGUGAAUUAGCAAUGAACAGCAGAACAAUGGCAUCGAAGAAACCAUACAGAUAUCCUUCUGCAUGUUCUGCCCCCAAAAGGUCUUUCGAUUCUGCAAUCCGACAAAUGGAUCAAAAGAGAGCUCCUCAAAAUAUGUUCAGACCACUUCUAUCGAGUGUUCCCACCACCUCAUUUUUGACCGGGAAAACGAAUAGCAUGCACCGGCCUAUGUUCUCUAGGAACUCCUCACUAACAACUAGCAGUAAUGCGAGCUCUGAGCAUGGCACUAGUGUUGCUCCUUAUACAGAGGACAGUGACCAUGAACAGAAUGAUCUAGCUGGUGAAUGGGAAAAAGGCAGAGAGGGUUCUGAUAUUCAAGAGGAAAUAUUUGUUUUUGACAGGGUCGACGAGUUAAAUGAAGUUACAAAUCACAAUCAUUCGUCAGAAAAGCUUAAAAGUGGCAUUGAAAUCUCUGAGGAAGACAACUCAAAAAGAAUAGAUCCCCAAAAUCUAACAAAAUCAACAGGUGACGCUGAUCAGGCAGUUAUUGAAUCUGCUUCCCAAUCUCCAUAUGCUGCUGACGGUGUUUCUGAAGUUGACUGUUGUGGAAGAAUGGUGACUUGCAUUAGAUGUGGAUUAGAGUUUCAGAUCAUGGAAGUGGAUGCCAAUGCCAAUACAAAUGUUUGUCAAGAAUGUGCUGAAAGGGGUGGAACAUUAGCUGCAGAUCCUGGAGUCAUUUUACUUGUUACUCGUAAUGAAACAUCUCAAUUGGAAAUUUCAACCGUACAAGAGCAUUUGUGUGAUGCAAUUCAGCUUAAAACCAAAAUCCCUGACUUGUUGAUAAAGGAUAGGAGUGAAGGUAUGCUUGAUAAUCAAGAAUUGCGAAGCAGUAAUCCAACUGAAAUGGUGAUGAAUAAGGCGGAAGACCUUUUGGAACAGAAUUUGGUCAGCCAUGUUGAAAAUGAAAGUCUAGAAAGCCAUUUUGAUUUGGAAACUAAUAGUCAGAGCGAGGUUAUUGCUAAUGAGCCUGACGGCAGCGAUAAGCUACCAGAAGCUGGACCAAAUAUUCAUUCAAAUCUCAAGAUUGAUAAUCCUGAAGCCACAGGCAUAUCACUACUAUUGCAAAGGUCGAGCAGCAGUAAGUGGCCUGUUGUUCAAGGAAGGGCCUUUGCUUCUACAAAUAUUUCGUGUUCUGAGCCUUCAUAUGCACGGGAUAACACAACUGCCAUGAAACGCAGCAUUGGACGGGACAGCUCUUCAGCUUCUUCUUCUGUUGAUCUCGGUUCAUCUAGACAAACAGGGGCAUGCAUUCAGCGCAAUUUGAGUGACAGGAGAGUUGAAAUCGACAAGGGAAUGACUGAUCAUUUAAGUUAUCAAGCUACUGGUUCAGGCUCAGAAUUGUCAAUCAACACCUCUCCUGCUCCACCUCACCCUGAACAUGUAAGUAGUGAGGAUUUUGGUUGCUUGGUUGACAAUGAGGAAAAUAAGGUCCCAAAAACAACAUUGCCAAGAAAUGAAGAACACGAUGGUACAAAAUUCUUGUCAGUUGAGCAAGCUGUUGAUGAUGAAGAUACAUCUGUCUGUGCAAAUAGUUGCAUGGAUUUGGGUGCUUCACAAAUAUGUAGGCAACCAACUGCAGACAAUUUAGUUACUGAAGAUUGCAAUUCAUGCAGGACUGCAAAUAAAGAUCUCUACCAAGAUGGCACAAUGAGUAAUUCAUAUAUUGAGCUACCAAGUAAUAUGCCGGAAUCUACUUUACCUGAGGAAAAUCAUAUGAUAAAUACUGAAGGCAAAGAUGAGGUCUCUGAUGCUACCACCCAUUGCACUUCUGUUGUCAUUCUAGAACAGCACAAUGACCAAAUUAGUUUGGAAGACCAACAGAUUGAGCAUGAGGCCUUGGAUGUUUUAAGUAUUGUGGAUGCCUUGCAUGGAGAUCACAAUUCAGUAACAGCUGACCAGGAUGUUUUGGCAUUUGCAAGGGAAGCUGAAAUAGCAGAACUUCCUCAUCAUGCCAAUGAAGAGGUGAGUGCUAUUAUCGAGGAGCCAAGGAGAGAAAUGCAGAGAAGCUUCACAUUAGAAGAAGCAACUGAUAUCGUACUAUUCUGUAGUUCUAUUGUUCAUGAUCUGGCCUACAAAGCUGCAGGUAUUGCAAUAGAAAAGGAGUUGCCGCUGCCUGAGGCUCCUCGUCCAACAGUCACUAUUGUAGGAAAUUCCACUUCCGGCAUAAGGGAUCUUCGAAAAGCAUCGAAUAAACGAGCGACGAAUACACGAAAAGUUAAACAGAAAAAGUCGGAAGCUGAUUGCAAAUCUCCAUUGAAAGAGUUGGCAGAGAAUAUAAAGAGCUCGACAAUUACAGCUGCUGCUGAAGUUCCGAAGACUGUCGAUAGUAUGAAGCCCCCAAAGCUUGAAUCCAAAUGCAACUGUACGAUUAUGUAGGAGCCAGUUAAUGAGUUAAGGAGUCUUUUUUUUUAAUGCAUGAUCUUCUUGGAUAAUGAGGCUUAGAAUUUUCAGCAAGGAAUAAUAAAUUCGUUCCAAGCUCCGAUUUAUCGUAAAGAUUUAUGCCACAGUUCAUCUUUUGGAGCAGUUCAUGCUGUGCUGAUGCUAUUGUUUUGUUCAGAGGACACGGAGUGCGUCUUGAGCUUAUAUUCUUUUGUAAAUUCUUUUUCUUUUUCUUUGUUAAGCUGUUGCUCAUUAAUGGCUUUACGGUUGUAAUUUAAGCUUCCAAUUUUUUCAAGUGGUUUGCAUGAGUGUGCAAAGUGUACUCUAAUAUAGUAGUCUUUGUAUUCUGUUUUUCUUUUAUCUUUUUCUCUGGGUAAUGGAGAGGGGUUGUCAUCACCAUCACCACCACCACCACCACCACCACCACCACUCCUGUAUGCACAAAUUUGAUUUUGGGCACUUUUAAA
This is a messenger RNA of Ananas comosus (pineapple), 4325 nucleotides long. RefSeq lists its product as uncharacterized. The coding region runs from base 373 to 3855 and encodes 1160 amino acids. Gene Ontology annotation, cellular component: cortical microtubule. The record is from RefSeq and is a predicted model, not a curated record. The transcript has 7 exons. NCBI's taxonomy places the organism in Eukaryota, Viridiplantae, Streptophyta, Magnoliopsida, Poales, Bromeliaceae. Gene Ontology annotation, biological process: cortical microtubule organization.